This is a messenger RNA of Chelmon rostratus (copperband butterflyfish), 2941 nucleotides long. RefSeq names its product nuclear prelamin A recognition factor (gene narf). Gene Ontology annotation, cellular component: lamin filament. The record is from RefSeq and is a predicted model, not a curated record. Gene Ontology annotation, molecular function: lamin binding. Lineage: Eukaryota; Metazoa; Chordata; Actinopteri; Chaetodontiformes; Chaetodontidae. The transcript has 12 exons. The coding region runs from base 305 to 1693 and encodes 462 amino acids.
UGGAGUCGGAUGUAUACAGACAUGACUGGCUCGAAUAUUAGACGCCGCGUUUGAAAGCACUUGUCUGUAUAUUGUGACAUAACCGCGGGGGGUAAAGCGAGCAGUGGCCCACCACCCACAUACGACUCGACCUGAAACUGAAAGAGUGUUGAGUAACUACUGAGUUCACCUGCUGUGCUGUACAGCAGUGCUGCUGUCUGAUUUGACCAGUGGCUGCUGUGGCUUCUGGCUGUCCUCCGCAUUUUUUCCAUGCCCUUGUCUGAAAGAGCAGUGACAUAGAAACCGUUCGAUAACCCCCAGGAAAAUGUCAGAGGUCAACAUAGCAAAGCGCAAGGAGAAGUGUGAGAACUGCACCAAACAGUGCAACAAGAAACAGAGUGAGAAUGGUGCUAACUCACACCAGGAGAGAGAUGAAGUCAAUGGACAGAUGCAUGAAGGAUCCCAGUUGCUGCUGAGUGCCUGUCUCUCUUGUGAUGGCUGUCUAUCAGAGGAGGAGAGCCUGAAGAUCUCUCAGCAGAGCCUGGAGGAGGUGGAACGGGUUCUGGCACUCAAUAAGAAGUGUGACGUGUCGAAGCACAAGGUGCUGGUAGCGUCGAUAUGUCCGCAGUCUCUGCCUUUCUUCGCUGUCAAGUUUGGUCUGGACGUCACUGAGGCUGCCCACAACCUCUGUGGCUUCCUCAAGAGUUUAGGAGUGCAGUAUGUGUUCGACACCACUCUGGCAGCAGGUUUCAGCAUCUUAGAGAGUCAGAAGGAGUUUAUUCAGAGGUAUCGCAGGAGGCACCAUGACUCCCACGCCUUGCCCAUGUUCACCUCCUCCUGCCCAGGGUGGAUCCGCUAUUCAGAGCGUGUCCUGGGCAGUUUGGUCACCCCUCAUAUCUGCACAGCCAGGUCUCCUCAGCAGAUCAUGGGUUGCCUGGUCAAAGACUACUUCUCUAAACAGCAGCAGAAGCUGAGUCCAGAGAAAGUCUACCACAUGUUGGUGGCUCCGUGCUUUGAUAAGAAGCUGGAGGCUGUCAGAGAGGAGUUUUACAACAGCCUGCUGGAGACGAGAGACGUGGACUGUGUCCUCACCUCAGGGGAGAUCUAUUGCCUGAUGGAGCAGAGGAAGGUGUCAGUGGAGGAGCUGGACUCAGUUCCACUGGACCAUGUGCUGGGAGAGGCUGAAGACUUGGCGCUGGUGAGGCACGAGGGCCGAGGUUCUGAAGGCUUUCUGGAACACAUCUUCAAACAUGCUGCCAAAGAGCUUUUUGGUCUGGACGUCCAUGAGAUCACAUACAAGAACCUCAGGAACCGGGACUUCCAGGAAGUGACUCUGGAGCGGGACGGAGAAACUCUGCUGCAGUUUGCCGCCGUCUACGGUUUCAGGAACAUCCAGACCCUGGUUCACCGAAUGAGAAAGGGGCGUGUGCCUUAUCAGCUGGUGGAGGUGCUGUCCUGCCCGGGAGGGUGCUUGAGUGGCCGGGGUCAGGCUGAGAACGAGGCAGGAGGCCGCGUGGACAAAGCCCUGGUGCAGCAGAUGGAGGAGGUCUACAGCAGCCUGCCAGUCCGUCUCCCAGAGGUCAGCCCCGCCCUGCACACCCUCUAUCAAGACUGGCUGCAGGGCCAGGACUCUCCACAGGCCAGCAUGCUCCUGCAUACCCAGUACAGAAGUCAGAGUCAGAGCCAAAUGCAGCCCCCUCACAUGCAGUGGUGAGAGACAGGGGGUGUUUUACACUGAAGACAUGGCUGCCUCUAGGUAGAUUCUGAUUUCCUUGGACCAUCUAAUCGUUCAUGCUGGCACCUCGAAGGACAAGCCUAAGGCCAUGGUGCACUACGGACCAGUGCAGCAGUUCUUCCAUUUCACCACAGGGGGGUGAUGUCUGAGUUUAAAAUUGGUGGAUCCUGCGCCAAACGUGAGCCUGAGGAUAAAUGAUGGUCCAGAGUCCAGAAAAGCCCACACUUUGACAUUUAUCAGACUGAGGCAGUGAUGUCAGCAAACUGCAGGUAAUGGCUUUCAAAAACAUGAGGUACAAAGUCUGACCCGCCAGCUGUUCCGAGAAAUGAGAAGGACUGUAGCAAGUGUGACAUAUUUAUGUCGAUUUACAGAGCAAUAAGCCACAGAAGAUGUAUCAAAACUGGAGCUCAUGAACUGAACUUGUGGAUGCUGAAUGUACAUUUGAGAAGUCUAAUGUAUUCCAAAUGUCAACUGUCCAGUAUGAAACCUGCUGUUUUAUCUCGUGUUUGAGUUGCCUCCACUGUUCCUAACUAAAAGACAAGACAAUGUGUUUGCAAACACAUUGAUAACUAUGCAACAGUGUGAUCACAUUAUCUUAACAGUCAUAGUCAAUGGAAAGAGAUUCAAGAGGAUAGAAGUUUUUUUUAGUAACACUUAAUAACCUGACAGUGUUUCUUAAUGUGGUUUAUCCAUCCCAGUGAAGAAUCAGAGUUAUUAUUUUCUAAUGGUACAAGAUGAUUUCAUUUAUAUUCUAACUUUGUUCCCAUUCCACAAACUUGUCAUUUUAAGUCCUAUGUUGUUUUUGUUUGUUUUGCAAAACCAACACACAUGCUAAGAACUAAAAUACUCUGAUAAAUGAAGUGUUGUCUCAUUUAAGUGUAGACUCUGUGUGGAUGCUGUCAUUGCAAUUCCAUUCAGUUUCAUUGUGAUAUCUCAAAAUCUAAGCAAAUUUAACCAAAACUGCCUGCCUAUCUUUUCCUCUUUCUUUAUAUCAUUGGUCAUUGAACUUCUUUGGAUUUUGGAUUAUUGGUUGGACAAAACAAGUCAUUUGAAGAUGUCACAUUUGGGGCUUUUGGAAAUUUAAUUGUCCUGUUUUUAACUAUUUUUCUGACGAUUUAAAGACCAAUGAAUUUAUCGAUUCGAAUCUGUAUGUUUUGAUCCCCAUUAGCUUCCACAAAGUGGUCCCUGGCAUCCACACAAAAUAUUAAUAAAGCUAUUUAAAGGAGU